This is a messenger RNA of Kazachstania africana CBS 2517, 1383 nucleotides long. It is a transcript of the gene HSM3, whose product is annotated as Hsm3p. The transcript has a single exon. NCBI's taxonomy places the organism in Eukaryota, Fungi, Ascomycota, Saccharomycetes, Saccharomycetales, Saccharomycetaceae. Bases 1 to 1383 code for a protein of 460 amino acids. The record is from RefSeq and is a predicted model, not a curated record.
AUGUCGUCUAUACAGCUGCUAUUAUCUGAUUUGAAUGCUUCUCUAUCCAUUGAACCAUUACCUAGGGACGUCAAUGAUCAAAUUCUGAAAUCCGCUUUGAAUUUGAAGACUAUUUCAUCCUUAGAUGAUCAAUCUAUAAUGCUACAAGUUUUGGAUAAAAUCAAAUCUCUGUUAUACAGAGAUAACAUACGAACUCUAGAUUAUACUUUACUAUUUGAUCUUUCAGAUAUCAUCCUUCAAUUGGUUGAUUCGGAACUUCUAAACCAAAUAAUAUCUCUGGAAGAUUUACACAAAGCUCUAGAGUCUUCAAAUACUAACAUAAUCAUACUGUCUUGUAAGAUUAUAACCAAAUUUAAUACUUUCAAAACUUUCCAAACUGAUUUACUCUAUCUAUAUUUCAAUACAGAAACCGAGGACAUUAAACUAAUUAGUGAAGUCGAAAAUAUCUUCCAAUACCAUGUACUUACCAAUUGUGGAGAUGAUUUAGUGCAAGACAAUCUCAGUUUCUUAUCAAUGGUUAAGAAUUCAAAUAGUCCAGUGUUAAUUUCGAGAUUAUUAGAAUUUUUAACAAUUUCAAUGGAAAAUUCACAAUUCAACCAAAUUUAUAUCUUCGAUAUUAACUAUAUUUACAAAUUCCUAAAUUUAGACAUCUUUCUGUUUAUUAAUUUACUCAGAUUCUACACGAAUAUUCUAAAUAGAGAGGCAUGGGGGCAACUUGAUUUGUUUAUGCCAAUAAUGGAAGAAUCCGCUAAGAUAUUCUCAAAACAAGAUGAGAUGUUCCCAGAAAUUAAAUCUUUUGCAUUAUCCUAUCUUUUCAAAUUUUUUGCUAAAAUUUCAUACCUUUCGGAUGAUUCCUAUUUUAAGACUUUAGAUGAUAAGUAUUUCCACAUUACCAGUAACGACUAUAUCAUCGACUUUCUAUCUUUUGUCAACCCAUUAUAUUUAAUGAAAUAUUAUCAUGAUUUUAUUGAAGGUUACGUGAAAAUUAAGCCAUCCCAUCUUUCCAUACUAAGAAAUUUGAUUUCUAACAUCACAACUUUCAACUUAAUUCAACCAAUGUUGACCACUAAUAAUAUCUUAGAAAUGCCUUUUCUGGAACAACUAGUACUGACUGAAAAAAUCUCGCAAUUCAAGUAUUCUUCAAUCUAUCUAGUAAAUCUUUUGCCAAAAUUAAUGUCAGAUAUUCUAGAUACCAAUAUAAUCGAACCAGAAUGUCUGCAAUUCAAAGAAAAUAUAGUCGAUAAUCUGCUAAAUGUUCUAUCAAAGGAAGAAUUAAACAUCUGGUAUACACCAUUAAAUGAUGAGUAUUUGAAAAUCACACACAAUUUACCUCCAUCAAGUAAACGAAAUCCAAAGACUAAUAUAGCCAGCGAGUUUAUGUGA